Messenger RNA from Myxocyprinus asiaticus (Chinese sucker), 2561 nucleotides. Its product is annotated as glutaredoxin-1-like. The coding region runs from base 451 to 771 and encodes 106 amino acids. The transcript has 3 exons. The record is from RefSeq and is a predicted model, not a curated record. NCBI's taxonomy places the organism in Eukaryota, Metazoa, Chordata, Actinopteri, Cypriniformes, Catostomidae.
AGAUAUACUGAUAUAUUAGAGUUGACUAUUAUAUUAUAAUAGAUAUAAUAAUUUAUUUAAAAAGAGCUUUUAUUUACAGCAGCAUGACUUUGGUAUAAAAUCUUGCUAUUGCAUGAACAGAUCAAUAUUUAAUAAAUAAAGGAGCAGUCAUAAUUGAAGUCAGUGAUCUGAAGUUCGGUCCUUUCUAAAAGGUUAUCUUGUGGUUUUUAACUGUCAUCUGACUCCAAGGGAACUUUUGACCCAAUAAUGUACAAUUAAGACUAUCAUGUGCGAGUUUGUGUGUAUUUCCCAAGGUAGGGAGCGGUUAUAUGUUAAUUCCGCCUUUCUUUUAAAGGGAGUGUUUACCGAAUGGAAGUGUGUAAACAGAGUUUCAUUUUGACUGUAUUAACUUAAAGUGUAACAGCUUUGCUAGUUCAUGUGGCGGUCGGAUAAAUAAGACUAUAAAGAACAAUGGCAGAACAAUUCGUGAAAGCGCAAAUUAAGGGCGACAAAGUAGUUGUGUUUCUCAAACCAACGUGCUCGUACUGCGUACUCGCCAAAGAUGUUUUAUCAAAGUAUAAAUUCAAAGGCGGACGCUUGGACUUCAUCGACAUCAGUGGACGAAGCGACAUGGGCAGUAUCCAAGAUUAUCUGCUACAGAUCACAGGCGCCCGAACUGUUCCUAGAGUCUUCAUAGGUGAGCAGUGUAUCGGAGGAGGAAGUGAUGUCCAGAAUCUUGACAGCUCUGGAAAACUGGAAGGAAUGUUGCAGGUAAUCGGAGUGUUGCAAUGAAGGGCGUCAAGAAAGGGUCACAUGAUGCUGCAGCGAGACUUGCGGACCUGCCAUUUGCGUUGCUGGUACUCGCUGAGCUCCUGUAGAUAACCUCUGGAGGGCCAGCGCAGUCGCUCCACCUGCUCACGCUCCUCGUCUGUCAAACAUCGUGCAUUAUAAUGACAACGCAGAAUGUAUGGCAAAAACAUUUCCUCCUGCAAAAUACCAGCCACCCCUUCAAUACCACCAUGGCACCUCGUUAACCUUUGGAUUAUCUCCGUCCACCAGAUUUCUUUAUUAUAUCUCUCUAUAAUGUGUUUCAACUGCAGUAUAGGCUUAAAGGAAUAGUUCAACCAGAAAUGAAAAUUCUCAUUUACUCACCAUCAUACCAUCCCAGAUGUGUAUGACUGACUUUCUUCUGCUGAACACAAAUGAAGCUUUUUAGAAGGAUAUCUCAGCUCUGUAGGUCCAUUCAAUGCAAGUGAAUGGUGACCAGUACUUUGAAGCUGUAUAAAGGACAUAAAGGCAGCAUAAAAUAAUCCAUAAGACUCCAGUGGUUAAAUCCAUGUCUUCUGAAGAUAUACGAUAGGUGUGGGUGAGAAACAAUCCAUAUUUAAGUCCUUUUUUACUAUAAAUUCUUCUCUCUACCCAGUAGGUGGCGAUAUGCAUGAAGAAUGCAAAUCACCAAAAACAAAGAAGGUGAAAAUGAAAGUAAAGUUGGAGAUUUAGAGUAAAAAAAAGGACUUUAAUAUGGAUCUGUUUCUCACCCACACUUGUAUUGCUUUUAAAGAUGGGAAUUUAACCACUGGAGUCUUAUGGUUUACUUUUAUGCUGCCUUUAUGUGCUUUUUGGAGCUUCAAAGUUCUGGUCACAAUUCACUUGCAUUGUGAGGACCAACAGACCUGAGAUAUUCAUCUAAAAAUCCUCCUUUGUGUUCUGCAGAAGAAAGAAAGUCAUACACAUUUGGCAUGGCAUGGGGGUGAGUAAAUGAUGGGAAUUUUUAUUUUUAGAUUAACUAUUCGUUUAAAAUAAUGUAAUUGCCUGUUGUAUUUCAAGUUUUUGUCUGUAUACACUUAUUCGUGUUUCCCAAUAAAUGUAAGCAAUUGUAUGUUUGCGUUCAGAUUUUAAAGGGCGCUUGAUGCAAAAUAAAAUGAUUCCAGUCACAGUUUGCUUGUUGUAUUUAUUGGCACAUAAAUUAAUUGCUGUCUUAAAGGGAUAGUUCACCCAAAAAGGAAAAUUCUAAUAUUUUUCUGGUUGAAUACAAAAGGAGAUUUUAGGCAGAAUGUUAGCUGCCUCAGUCACCAGUCACUCAAUAAAAAUAUGCAAUGAAAGUUAAUGGUGUCACUGAGGCUGUCACUCUGCGUUUGUCAUAGGUGCUUGGAACAACCCACGGCGAAUUUUCAUUUUUGGGUUAAUCAUCCGACAAUAUUGGCUGAAGAUACUGUAAUUUUUGUCUGUAUACCAAGAGAACAUAAGGUGCUGCAUGACACUAUAUGAGAAGCAAUUAGAGUAAAAAAUACUUUUUUCAAAACCUGUCAAUCAUAAUCAAGAAAGCUUGAUAAAAAAUGUAUUAUUCCAGUCAUAGUUUACUUGUUUUUUUGUUGACACACAAAUCUAUUGCAGUCUCAUAUACUAUUCAUGAGUAGCGAUACUUUUUUUUAUUUCUUUGCUAAAUGUGUGUGGAAGGGCAGGAUGUACUAAUUAGGUGUUGAAGUUAUGCAAUAAUUUCAAAACUGACCUUACAUUUGCACUCUGUGUUUGCAUCGAUGAAACCCUGUGGUGAUUUGCAUGGGCUUGUCUACAGCACCAGC